CUCAAUAGUAGGAUGAACUAGCAAUUCAGUUUUUUCAGACAUGGUGCCAGACUUUAGAAGACUGGUAGGCUUUGUAGAAUACUCUUUACCUUUCAAGAGCAAACUUAGAAGAUAAUCAAAAUGGGAGCAUUUCUUCGGUGGACUUUUUUCUUCAUGCUGUUGUGUAAAUCAUUUGCUGAUUUACAGGACUGCCUUGACGUCAGCCUGAUAUGCCACAGUAAUGCGGAGUGCAUGAAAACGAUUGACGGGAUCGCCAUGUGCGUGUGCAAAAGCGGAUUCAGCGGGAAUGGACUCCAGUGCAGUGACAUCAAUGAGUGCGUCAUCACUCCCAGCCAGUGCCACAGCAAGGCAACCUGUGUGAACACCCUAGGAGGGUACAACUGUCUGUGUACGUCUGGCUACACUGGCAACGGAUUUACAUGUGAUGACAUCAACGAAUGCCUGUUAGACAAUGGCGGGUGUCACAGCAAUGCCAUCUGUACCAACACAGCCGGAGACAGAACCUGCAGCUGCAGUCCUGGCUUCACUGGGAAUGGAUUUACUUGCAAUGACAUGAAUGAGUGCUCCAAAACAGGGAUAUGCCACUGGUAUGCAACAUGUGACAACACCCUGGGUUCCUACAUUUGCACUUGCAAUAAAGGGUUUAAGGGCAAUGGAAAUUAUCUGUGCUUGGACGUAGAUGAAUGCACUGAGAACCCAGGAAUCUGCUCGGCAGCCUUCGGGUAUCAAGGGUGCAAAAACCAGCCUGGCUCUUACACAUGCACGUGUGCCCAGGGAUACCAGAACAAUGGAAAUACCUGCACUGACAUCAACGAGUGUGAAACCAACUUUUGCAGCCCGUUUUCAAGCUGCAUCAACCUUCCCGGCACUUACCGCUGCACCUGCAAACCUGGCUUUAGAGGAAAUGGCUUGACAUGCGUAGACAUUGAUGAAUGCACUGGAGCCAAUGGCUGCCACCCUAAAGCUAACUGCAACAACUUUCUGGGGAGCUAUAACUGUUCCUGUCGUCCAGGGUAUCUGGGCAAUGGAUUCUCCUGUAUAGAUAUCAAUGAGUGCUCUGUAGCAAGCAUGUGCCCCACUGAAGCCAAGUGCAUUAACACUGAUGGCUCCUACCGGUGUGGCUGUGAUCAAGGGCUUGCCUUCAAUGGCAGCAACUGUGAAGACAUUGACGAGUGUGCUCUUAGCCUCUGCAGCCAGCAUGCCACUUGUUUGAAUCUCCCCGGCUCCUUUUCGUGCAAAUGCAACAGUGGGUUCAGCGGGAUUGGCACCAGAUGUGACGACAUUGAUGAGUGCCUGGUAAACUACGGGCAAUGCCACUCUGAAGCUGCUUGCAACAAUCAGGUUGGUGCGUACACGUGCACCUGCAAAACAGGUUUCUCUGGUGAUGGGGUUUACCAAUGCACGGAUGUAGAUGAAUGCAAAGUUGACAAUGGUGGCUGCCUUAACAAUGCCACUUGUACAAACACUUUAGGAUCCUUUUUAUGCCGGUGUGCCGGUGGAUUUCAGCUCAUCAAUGGUACCAUCUGCCAAGACAUUGAUGAAUGUGUAACAGGUUCUGGGCCUUGCCAGUCUAAUGAACAGUGUGUUAACAGCCCAGGCUCCUAUCAGUGUCUGUGCAAAAGGGGCUUUUCCAAAGCAAAUGGAAUAACCUGCAUGGAUGUAGAUGAAUGCCUCGGUAAACCGUGUGAUGCCAAUGCUAUUUGCCGCAAUUCGUUCGGUUCAUUUACCUGCACCUGCAAUGCUGGGUUUGCAGGACAAGGAUCCAUAUGCACAGAUAUCAAUGAAUGUAACCUCACCAGCUUUUGCCACUCAGACGCCACCUGCAGUAACUUUCCAGGAAGCUACCUGUGCAAGUGUUUAAAAGGAUUCAAUGGAGACGGGCACCUGUGUACAGAUAUAAAUGAAUGCUCAAUUAGGAAUGACACCUGUCCCCAUAGCACAGUAUGCAUCAAUUCUGUGGGUUCAUAUGUUUGUUCUUGCUUAAACGGCACUGUGGCAUAUGACAGUAGCUGUGAGCUGCCAAGCUUGAGCUGCAAGCCAGUGUGCCACCCCAAAGGGUUGUGUCAUCCAGCUGGACUCACAUACCAGUGCAUCUGUGAUGUUGGAUUUGAAGGGAAUGGAUUAAGCUGUACUGACAUAGAUGAGUGCAAAGAGAACGUCUGUCCAGACAAACAGACAACAUGUAUCAACACUCAUGGAUCAUUUAGCUGUGUCUGUAAGUCAGGAUUCAGCCAGAAUGGGUCAUCGUGCAAAGAUAUUGACGAGUGCCUCACAGGAGUUGAAAAGUGCAGUCCGUUCGCACAGUGUUUUAAUUCCAUCGGAAGCUACCUCUGUCAGUGCCUGAGCGGGUUCAGUGGGGAUGGGUUACACUGCUCUGACAUUGAUGAAUGCCAAACACAAAAUGGAGGAUGUCACCCAUCUGCCACCUGCACUAACACUGCUGGGACGUACUGCUGCACGUGUCCUCAAGGAAAGGCGGGCAACAGUUUGGAAUGUGGACGAGUGUGCAGACGUCGCAGUUAGCAACUGCAGUGAGAACGUACAAUGUGUAAACUCAGUGGGAUCUUACAAGUGUGAGUGCAUUGUUGGUUUUGAAGGGGAUGGACAUUCUUGCCAAGACGUCGAUGAGUGUGCCUUCCCU
Polyodon spathula (Mississippi paddlefish) is the source of this 2641-nucleotide messenger RNA. Its product is annotated as fibrillin-1-like. The transcript is spliced from 5 exons. The record is from RefSeq and is a predicted model, not a curated record. The coding region runs from base 121 to 2523 and encodes 800 amino acids. Gene Ontology annotation, molecular function: calcium ion binding. Lineage: Eukaryota; Metazoa; Chordata; Actinopteri; Acipenseriformes; Polyodontidae.